AUGGAUAUUUUAUUAAAUUUAAUAAAUUAUUCAAAUAAUUUAAAAUCACAAAUCAAAAAUAAUAAUAAUCCUGAAAAUGGGUCCAUAGUGGUACUACUUUCAAAUAUAUCAAAUGAUUUUGAAGAAAUUAAAGAUUUACAAUACAAACAACAACAACAACAACAACAGAAUCCAAAUAACAUAAUAAAAACAUUUUCAAACACAAUAUUUAAAAGAAUAAAACAUUUUAUAACAACAAAAUUAUUAUUAAUAAAAAAAAGAAAAAAUAUAACUAGUUCAACCUCAACAUCCACAUGCACAACAAUUACAAUUGAUAAAAUUAUAAAUACAAUUCUAUUUGAAAAUUUAAAUAUAAUAAUUAAACUAUUAUCAUUAAUUGAAAUGAUAAUAAUUAGAGAAUAUAAUUAUUGUAAAAACACAAUAACUCAACAACAACAACAACCAAUAUUAAUUUGGAUUGGUAAUUCAACCAAUAAUAAUAAUAAAAAUAAAAAAAUAAAAAUAAUAAAUUUAGAAUCAAUUGAAAAAUCAAUAAAUUAUUUAAAAACAAUUAAACAACAAAAUAAAAACACUAGAAUAAUUAUAGAUAAUGAUAUACCAUUAGAUCAUAUAAAACAAUUACUUUCACAAUUUAAUAAUUUUCCAAUUAAUAUAAUAUGUUUUAAAAAUAAAUGUAAAAAUAAUGAAAAAGAAAAAAAAGAAGAAGAAGAAGAUCAUGAUCAUGAUCAUGAUGAUAAAAAAAAAGAAAAAGAGGAUAAAGAAAAGGAGGAGGAGGAGGAAGAAGAGGAUAGUAAUGAUGAUUUUGAAAUUAAUGAUUAUAUUACAUUUCUAUCAAUAGAUUUUAAUAAUCAUUUCAUAUCGCUAUCAAAUACUGAAAUACUAUAUGAUUAUUUCAUAAAUUCAAUGAAUUAUAAACCAAAAUUUAUAACUACAACAACUACAACAACAACAACAACAGUAAAUGGUUCAAAAAAUUCAUCAAAUACAACGACACCAAUAACAACUAAAGAUGAUAUUGAUUUAGAUUCAGAUGGUGAAAAAAAAGAAAGUGAUGAUGAUGAUGAUGAUGAUUUAACAGAUGAAGAUACAUCACAACAUAAUGAAAUUUAUUCAACAUCACCAAAAGUUUCACAUUCUACAUUUUGUCAAUCAUCACCAACUUUACUUGAUUUAGAUUUACAGCAACAACAACAACAACAACAGCAGCAAAAUGAUAAAAUAGGUGGACAACAAGAGAAACAAAUAACACCAAAUAGAUCGUAUACAAUUAGAAAUAUGAAACCGGUUUCAAAUCAAAGAUAUUAUUCAACACCAAAUAAAACUGUAAUAAUAAACCAACAACAACAACAACAACAGCAACAACAAUCAUCAACAUCACCAAGUAUAUCACCAUCAUCUUCAAAUAUUAAAAGUGAACCAAAUUUUGCACGUAUUGAUUAUAAAACCUCAAUGUUUAUAUCGAAUAAACCAGUUGCAAUAACAACUGGAAAAGUAGCAACAACUCAAAUUCAUCUUAGAGAUGCAUUGGAUAAUCCUGUACCAACCAAUUUAACAUCAUCAAAUCCAUCUGGAUUUGGUCCAAUCUCAUCAUCACCUUUACAUUUAACUUUAUUGGGUCCAACUAAUGAAAUUUUACCAUUUUAUUGUUUUGUAGUUGGUUCUGGUAUUUUUGGUAUUAGCUUUUUUCCAACAAUUCAUGGUAUUUAUACUUUAUCUGCAUCUUUAGAUUAUAAUAAUAAUAAUAAUAAUAAUAAUAAUAAUAAUAAUAAUAGUAAUAAUAAUAAUGGUAUAAAAAAAGAUUUAUCAAUUAAAAAUAGUCCAACCAUUUUUAAAUCAACUGCUGAUGGUAUCAUUUCACCAAAUGAAAUUAGAUCAUUACAUAACUCUAAUGAAAAGAAAAGAAAAUUACCAUUAUUAGAUUUUGAAUCAACCUCAAAUGAUUCAAUUGAUUUAUUAGAUUUUAUUAUUGAUUCUGUUGAUAAAAACAAUAAUAAUAAUAAUAAUAAUAAUAAUAAUAAUAAUAAUAAUAAUAAUAAUAAUAAUAAUAAUAAUAAUAAUAAUAAUAAUAAUAAUAAUAAUAAUAAUAAUAAUAAUAAUAAUAAUAAUAAUAAUAAUAAUAAUAAUAAAGAAAAUCAUAAUCAAAAUCAAAAUGAAAUUGAAAAUGAAAAUAAAAAUGAAAAUGAAAAUGAAAAUGAAAAUGAUAAAAAUGGAAUUAUUUUUAUUAAUCAAAAUUUAAAUAAAGAAUUUAAUGAAAGUAGUCCAGAAAUGUCACCAACUUUACAAGUAGAAGACGAUAGUAAUAUUUCAGCUGUUAAUAAUGAUAGUAGUGAGAUUGAAGCAACCCUUGCAAUUUAA
This is a messenger RNA of Dictyostelium discoideum AX4, 2355 nucleotides long. RefSeq lists its product as hypothetical. The record is from RefSeq and is a predicted model, not a curated record. Lineage: Eukaryota; Evosea; Eumycetozoa; Dictyosteliales; Dictyosteliaceae. The coding region runs from base 1 to 2355 and encodes 784 amino acids. The transcript has 2 exons.